AUGGUGCUGGUGGUGCGGCAAGAUCUCAAGAUGGGCGCGGGGAAGAUCGCCGCCCAGUGUGCCCAUGCGGCAGUGGGCAUUCUCACCGACCUGCAAACCAGCAACAAGGCGUUGCUGCGGCACUACGAGGCGUGUGGGCAGCCCAAGAUAGUGGUCACGUGCAGCAACCUCAAGGAGAUGAACGAGUUGAGAGGGAAGGCACAGCAGCACCGGUUGCCUGUCUUCACUGUCUGCGAUGCCGGCAGGACUCAGGUGGGCCUCAGGUGUUUCUUCAGGUGA
Closterium sp. Yama58-4 is the source of this 279-nucleotide messenger RNA. The record is from the annotation of a GenBank genome assembly. NCBI's taxonomy places the organism in Eukaryota, Viridiplantae, Streptophyta, Zygnematophyceae, Desmidiales, Closteriaceae.